Chelonus insularis is the source of this 604-nucleotide messenger RNA. Its product is annotated as tubulin polymerization-promoting protein homolog. The transcript is spliced from 2 exons. The record is from RefSeq and is a predicted model, not a curated record. Gene Ontology annotation, biological process: microtubule polymerization. Lineage: Eukaryota; Metazoa; Arthropoda; Insecta; Hymenoptera; Braconidae. The coding region runs from base 219 to 575 and encodes 118 amino acids. Gene Ontology annotation, molecular function: tubulin binding.
UUGAUCAAAUUUUUCGAUACAGAAACAUGCAAAAAAUAAAUCAUUCAACUCUUUCAUUUCAAAACUUGUAAUUAAUUUCAACUAUUAAACGUGUCUAAUUCAUUAAAAUUUUUAGUAAGAUAUUUAUAUUCAACUGUUAUGUAUCCUAUUAUCUGAAGUGAAUAAUGGAUUAAAAUUCUUUACAUAUAUAAUUUAUUCAAAUCAGUUUGAAACAAGGAAUGCUAAGUUCUGGGCCAUCUAAACAAACUAAAAUUCCACCUAUAGUUGUUCCAUUAAUAGAAAUGUUUGAAGCGUACUGCGAUUUGGAUUUGCUAGCUGACAUAGUUGAUGCAGAUUUACUUCCAUUCUCUCAAUUAAAAAAAUGGUUUAUGAAAGCUAAAGUUAUUGACAUGUCACGGGUUACUAUAACUGAUGCUUUCCUAUGCUUUUUUCAAUUUAAAAAACGAGCCAUUUCGUACGAAGAAUUUCUUGCUUACUUAGAAGAUUUAGCGGAAGCAAAAGAAUUAAAUCUGAAAGAAAUUAAACAUAAAUUACAAACUUGUGGAAAGCCAAUUGCACCUCGUCAUAAUAAUUAAAAAUGAAAUAGAAAUAAUAAAUAAUCGUU